CCCCCCCCCACCCUCACACACUCACCCACCCACCCACCCACACACGGGGGGCACGUAGCUGUUAUCACAAACCGCAGCAGACUCUCCAUCAACAGGUGCAACACAGUGGACUCGGGUUUCUUCCUCCUCAGCGGGGUGGGGGCAGCCAUGUUUGGGGGGGGUUUGUGAUGUCCGAGCCCUGCGGAGGGUCAGCAGAAAGAGACAAAGAGGGGCGGGGCGACGUUCUCCGGUUCUUGGUUGGCUCUGGGGAUGACGAGCGGGACGCUGCCGGCAUGAAGAGCGAGAUGUUCCGAGAAGAAGACCUGGAGGAAUGUUACGACGAGUCGCCGCCAGAGCGUCAGAUCGUGGUGGGCAUCUGUGCCAUGAUGAAGAAGUCCAAAUCCAAACCCAUGACGGAGAUCCUGGAGCGCCUCUGUAAGUUUGACUACAUCGACAUGGUGAUCUUCCCCGAGGAGGUGAUCCUGGAGGAGCCCGUGGAGAAAUGGCCCCUCUGCGACUGCCUCAUCUCCUUCCACUCCAAAGGUUUCCCGCUGGACAAAGCUGUGGAGUACGCCAAGCUCCGGAACCCGCUGCUCAUCAACGACCUCAACAUGCAGUAUUUCAUUCAGGACAGGAGGGAAGUGUACCGGAUCCUGCAGGAGGAGGGGAUUGACUUGCCUCGUUAUGCCGUGUUGAACCGAGAUCCCGACAAGCCUGAAGAGUGUAACCUGGUGGAGGCGGAGGACCACGUGGAGGUGAACGGGGAGGUGUUCCCCAAACCCUUCGUGGAGAAACCCGUGUGCGCAGAGGACCACAACGUCUACAUCUACUACCCAACGUCUGCGGGAGGGGGCAGCCAGAGGCUCUUCAGAAAGAUAGGGAGUCGUAGCAGUGUGUACUCCCCAGAAACCAACGUACGAAAAACUGGAUCCUACAUCUACGAGGAGUUUAUGCCCACGGAUGGGACUGAUGUGAAGGUGUACACGGUGGGUCCGGACUACGCCCACGCAGAGGCCCGGAAAUCUCCCGCCUUGGAUGGAAAGGUGGAGAGGGACAGCGAGGGGAAGGAGAUCCGUUACCCCGUCAUGCUGACCGCCAUGGAGAAACUGGUGGCCCGCAAGGUCUGCCUGGCCUUCAAGCAAACAGUGUGCGGGUUCGACCUACUCCGGGCCAACGGACACUCCUACGUCUGCGACGUCAACGGCUUCAGUUUUGUCAAGAACUCCAUGAAGUACUACGACGACUGCGCCAAGGUCCUGGGGAACAUGGUGAUGAGGGAGUUAGCCCCCCAGUUCCACAUCCCCUGGUCUAUCCCCUUGGAAGCUGAAGACAUCCCCAUCGUCCCGACGACCUCAGGAACCAUGAUGGAGCUUCGCUGCGUCAUCGCCAUCAUCCGCCAUGGAGAUCGCACACCAAAGCAAAAGAUGAAAAUGGAGGUCCGGCAUCCUUUAUUCUUUGAGUUGUUUGAAAAGCACGGAGGCUACAAGUCAGGAAAGCUUAAGCUGAAGAAGCCGAAACAGCUUCAAGAAGUGCUGGAUAUCGCCCGCCUGCUGCUGGCUGAGCUCGGCCAGCACAACGACUGCGAGAUCGAGGAGAAGAAAUCUAAACUGGAGCAACUCAAGACCGUCCUGGAGAUGUACGGCCAUUUCUCAGGUAUCAACAGGAAGGUCCAGCUGACCUACCUGCGUAACGGGCAGCCCAAAGCCUCCAGCGAAGAAGAAGACUGUAAGAAGGACGGCCCGUCCCUGCUGCUGGUGCUGAAGUGGGGCGGCGAGCUGACGCCUGCAGGCCGGGUUCAGGCUGAGGAGCUGGGCAGGGCCUUCCGCUGCAUGUACCCUGGAGGUCAAGGCGACUAUGCCGGCUUUCCAGGCUGUGGCCUCCUGCGCUUGCACAGCACUUACCGCCACGACCUGAAGAUCUACGCCUCGGACGAAGGCAGGGUGCAGAUGACCGCGGCUGCUUUCGCCAAGGGUCUGCUGGCUCUGGAAGGGGAGUUGACUCCGAUCCUGGUUCAGAUGGUCAAGAGCGCAAACAUGAACGGCCUGCUGGACAGCGACAGCGACUCGCUGACCGACUGCCAGCAGAAAGUCAAAGCCAGGCUGCAUGAAAUCAUGCAGAAAGGCCAAGAGUUUACAGAGGAGGACUACCGCAAGUUGGCACCGACUGACAGCCCGUCGCUGGUGAACUCAAUGAAGGUCAUACAGGAUCCAGUCAAAACCUGCGACAAGGUGUACGCCCUCAUCCAGAGUCUCAAUUCACAGAUCCGCAAGAGGCUGGAGAACCCCAAGUCUGCAGACCUUCAGCUGUACCACAGCGAGACGCUGGAGCUGAUGCUGCAGCGCUGGUCCAAGCUGGAGAGAGACUUCCGCAUGAAGAACGGCCGCUACGACAUCAGCAAGAUCCCGGACAUCUACGACUGCGUCAAAUACGACUCGCAGCACAACGCCUCGGUGGCACUGGAGGACACGCUGGAGCUGUUCCGCCUGUCCCGCGCCCUGGCUGACAUAGUCAUACCACAGGAGUACGGCAUCAGCAAAGCGGAGAAACUGGACAUCGCUCAGGCCUACUGCGUCCCUCUGAUGAAAAAAAUCCAACUGGACCUGCAGAGGACCCACGAGGACGAGGCCGUCAACAAGCUGCACCCGCUGUAUUCCCGCGGCGUGAUGUCUCCCGGUCGCCACGUUCGCACUCGCCUCUACUUCACCAGCGAGAGCCACGUCCACUCCCUGCUCAGUGUCUUCCGCUACGGAGGACUGCUGGACGAUGAGAAGGACCAGCAGUGGAAACAGGCCAUGGACUACCUGAGUGCUGUGACUGAGCUCAACUACAUGACUCAGAUAGUCAUCAUGCUGUACGAGGACAACGACAAGGACCCUUCCUCAGAGGAGCGCUUCCACGUGGAGCUUCACUUCAGUCCGGGAGUCAAAGGGUGCGACGACGAGGAGAACGUCCCUCUCGGGUUUGGCUUCCGCCCGGCGUCCUCUGAGAACCAAGACAAAAAGCCCAACCAGGGCAGUCUGGAGGACCUCUCCCAGGACCAGCUGGACGAGGCGCUUCCCCUUUCUGAGCCAAUGAACAUCCAGCGACGGUCUCCCAUGAUCCGCAACCGGAAGACGGGCUCCAUGGAGGUCCUCUCUGAGACCUCUCCCACCCAGUCCUCCAAAGGCAGCACGUCCCACCGACUCUUCCCCUCCAGCUCGCGCCAGUCUCCCGAGAUCAAACCAACCAGUGGCCUAGGUGGGCUCCUCAUUUCCGGGUCGCUCUGCUCUGGCCUCUUCAGUGCCUCCGCCCUCGGGGUGUCCUGUAGCGCCCCCAACCUGCGGGACUACGUCCGCACGCACCACCACCACCACCUCCGAAAACCACCCCUGUCCCCCGGCAGUCUGCCGAUUGGCAUGUUUGAGCUGUUCUCUCUGCCGCCAGUAAAGAGAUUUUCUGUGUCGUUUGCCAGGCAUCCGACUAAUGGCUUCGAGGGCUGCUCCAUGGUGCCCUCCAUCUACCCGCUGGAGACGCUGCACAACUCGCUCUCCCUGAAGCAGGUGGACGAGUUCCUCAGCAAGGUGUGCGAGAGCAGCAGCGAGGCCCACGCCAAGACCAUGAAAGCGCUCUCCGGCCUGUUUGACUCUCAGAGUCAGACGUCUCUCUACAGUCCUCAGCAGCCGCUGUCCUCCUCCGGCUCGGAAACGUCUCUGCGGCCUCCGAGCCGGCCUCUGUGGCAUGGCAGUGUCCCCUCCAGUGCCGUGUCCAGCGCUGGCCCCUCCUCCCCGAUCACGGAGAGCUCCGGCCUGAACUUGAGCUUCAGUGAGUAGACCAUCUGUCCCCAAAACAACCCAAGGACAUCUGGGUAUUCAAAGACACGACCAGAGGCCCUCGGUGGGUCUGCCUCUCCCUUCUUCUUCUUUUCCUCACGUUCACACACACACACAAACCUGUACAAAGACACUGGAGGAGAUUCUGGGGAGACGCCACUGUGCCGCAAGUAUUUAAAAGAAAAAGACUGACUGUAAAUGUCACCACUCGGAUGCGCGGGGGAUCGCCACACUGGACCCCCAAACAUCUCAUCGCCUUGAACCACUUACUCAACACGUUGAGGAAACCAGCUGUUUUUCUUUGCAAAUAUUUAUGAAAUAUCUCACACACUAGCUGCCAGACGGCUGAGAAGAGUCGGCCGUCAUUCAUCUGCAUCUGAAACGUUUUAGUUUUCUUCUUCCCUGUUGAGCCGCAGCGACGUAGCUGGCCAAUCACAGCCCGCCCUGCAGCUCAACAAGCUGUUCUUCGAUUCAAGAGCGAUUCAGAAUCAUCUGAUCAUAUUUUACUUGUGUCUGCACUUGCUACAGGCUAAAAGUUCAAGCUUCCUUUUUGGAACUUUAGCUGGAGAGAGUUUAGGAGAUCGACGUCUCACGAUGGUCCGUCAAAUAUGAAGCGAGAGGCAGCAGCAGGUUAGCUUAGCACAAAGACUGGAAACAAAGGGGAAACACGUAGCCUGGCUUUGUCAACAACAAAAAGCUAAGUUUGACUGACCAGGAUGGAGGGAGAAUCCUCUCAAAUAUUGAGUUUGGAGUGUUAAAGUAGAUUUUAAGCCAGGAUGGCGUUUUCUCAGUUUGCAGUUUUUUUUGUGCUAAUCUAACUGGCAACUAGACAUUGCGUUACAUUGAACAUUACAAUUUAAUACGGAUAAUAAACUAAACAAUUUUCAGUGUAAAGAGACUUUAGACCAGAGGAUUACUGGGCAGGUAAAAAAAAGCCAAAUAGUCUAAUUCGCUGCGGCUCAGGAAGUCAGGUGACGUAGAUUAAGGGGCGUCGCCCAGGUGAACGCAAUGGUUUUGAACAAAGAAGCUGACGGAGCACAACAACGUGCUCCUGAAAUAUGCAAAGACAAGCAUCAUGCGAUCAUCGGGGGUUACUCUCGAGAGCCUGAAGGGUGAUGAGGUCAUCGAGGACCUUUUACAUUCAAUGUGCACAUCUGUGAACCAGAUGUUUGCCCCGUGCAACCAAAACAAUAAACUAUUUUUUUUUAGAUGCAGGUGUUUGUAUCGUGAAAAACUCAAGCCAGCUUCAGCAAACUGUCUUCAUCUGCUGUUAAAAGGAAACACAACGUAUCUGUAAAUGUGCAUUUGAAAUCGAUUAUUUUAGGGGCUGUAUUUUUUAUUAAGUUAAAAUUUUAGGGUGUUGACAAAUCAAAGACAUUUAGAAUAAAUCUGUGCUGUAGUUUUGAUGUUGGUGUUAAAGGAGAAAACCACUUUGUUGUAAAUGAUGUUUGUACAUAAUGAAAACUACUGAGUGCAAUGAUUCUCAGGUGGACACAUCAUGAAAAUCUCACUGAACUUGGGACCGUUUCACUUCAAUUACUUCUUUAAAUCAAUGAAUUAAAUUACUGAAUUUACUUUGAAGACCAAAUAAACAGUUUGUUGUUUUAGAGGUUAAACUCGUAACGUGGAACAACGCCCUUGUAUUACAGUAAAGCUCCGUAAUCAUGGCAUUACAUUCAUAUAGUACAGUGGCACCAAAGUAUAAGUGCUCAUUUCACACUGCUUAAAUUAGCAAUGAAGUGACUCCCAAAACCUGCAAAAAUCUCCUGUGGAAAAAGAGUUAUUACUUUUGGAUGCUUGAUUUACGUCAUUUUAGUUGUGUAUUUAAGUCAGUAUUCAAUGUGCUAUUUGAUGCCAACCAAAGUGGAGAUUUAAUGUGUAAAAUAAAAAUAUUUCCGUCAA
Molecule: messenger RNA, 5690 nt
Organism: Gasterosteus aculeatus aculeatus (three-spined stickleback)
Lineage: Eukaryota; Metazoa; Chordata; Actinopteri; Perciformes; Gasterosteidae
Gene: ppip5k1b
Product: diphosphoinositol pentakisphosphate kinase 1b
Biological process (GO): inositol metabolic process; inositol phosphate biosynthetic process
Cellular component (GO): cytosol
Molecular function (GO): 5-diphosphoinositol pentakisphosphate 1-kinase activity; inositol hexakisphosphate kinase activity
Source: RefSeq, a predicted model, not a curated record